This is a messenger RNA of Verruconis gallopava, 2899 nucleotides long. RefSeq lists its product as uncharacterized. Gene Ontology annotation, biological process: glycerophospholipid catabolic process. Gene Ontology annotation, cellular component: cytosol. Bases 138 to 2603 code for a protein of 821 amino acids. The transcript has 2 exons. Lineage: Eukaryota; Fungi; Ascomycota; Dothideomycetes; Venturiales; Sympoventuriaceae. The record is from RefSeq and is a predicted model, not a curated record. Gene Ontology annotation, molecular function: A2-type glycerophospholipase activity.
CAAAAACAGGCCGCGGCGGCCUUUCGAGCACCCAAAAACACCGUCCUCUUGGUGAUUGCUCGCCGAGUGGACUGUUGCGCGCGGCCAAUUGAUGCAUUCGCGCUUAAGAAGGCAGUGGUUUUCGACCCAGCACGAUCAUGCACGUGAGAAUUAGGUCGCGCCCGCUGUGUGGCCGAGGGCAAGGGCCGAUCGUAUGUCGGACACGCAGUGUGUAUGCAGGUCGGGCAACGUCUUCACGCCCAGCUCUUGCUGGUCCUUCUUUGUCUCAGCUGUUCAUCAGCCAUGCCGUCACGCUCUCUGCUGGCGGCACGUUUCUCUACUUAUGGCAGCCGGAUUUUCUACGCAAAUGGUACUCUUCCCACCGCCCGAGAUGUGAUGGGCCGAGAGAGUACAUGGACCAUGACGAGGAUCAGCCUUCUGGCAUCGGAAGACUAAGCACGUGGCCGUCAUGGUGGUCGUCGCGUGCUGUCAAGGACGAAGAUGACCAAAAGUCUGGCGAGCAGGAUCCCCCGACGCAACGGCAAGUUUAUCUAAAAGACGAGCAAAAGCAAAACGAGUCGGGACAGGGCAGCGUCAUUCCCAAACUACCUACUAUCGAAUGGGGGACCAUCGGAGACAAGAUCAGUGACCUUCUCGUGCCGGGCUGGGUCAAAAUGCUACCCGGUUUCAUGAACAAGCUCCAGAGGGAGAUGUCAAUGGCUCCGGGCUCUCUUGCCGAAGAGAUAUGGCAGGAAGCCAAUGACCCCGAGAUCAACCCCGAGAUUGUAUGGGACUGCUCGGUGCGUGUGUCCAACGACCUUUGCGAAGAGGAGAAAGCUUUUCUCCAAUGGCGAAAGAUGCACACGGUCAAAGCACUGGCUGGGUACUUGGAUAUUCCCGAAGGUAAGAUACAUCCGGACGAUGUGCCUACGAUUGCUAUGUGCGGAUCCGGUGGAGGACUGCGCGCUCUUGUUGCGGGCUCGGCAUCAUACCUGUCAUCGCGAGAAUCGGGCUUGUUCGACUGUAUCACCUACACGGCGGGCGUUAGUGGCAGCUGCUGGUUGCAGACUCUUUUCUAUUCCUCCAUUUCUCAACAGAACCACGCAAAGUUGAUUCAGCAUUUGAAGAAUCGUCUAGGAGUUCACAUUGCCUACCCUCCAGCUGCUUUCAGUCUGAUCAACAGCGCUCCUACGAACAAAUUUCUGCUCAGCGGAAUGGUUGAGAAAUUAAAAGGGGUGCCAGACGCAGAUUUUGGUAUCGUCGAUAUAUACGGUCUGCUCCUGGCUGCCCGCUUGCUGGUUCCAAAGGGCGAACUUAACGUUGAUUCGGAUGACCUGAAGAUUUCGAACCAGCGCAAGUACAUCGACCGUGGCCAGAAUCCUCUUCCCAUCUACACGGCAGUGCGUCAUGAGAUCCCGAUUGCAGAGCAGAACGAGAAGACGGCAGAAGAAGCGGAGAUCAAGGCAAGGAAGGAAUCAUGGUUCCAGUGGUUUGAGUUUACCCCUUACGAAUUCUGGUGCGAAGAACUCGCAGCAGGGAUUCCUACCUGGGCAAUUGGUCGACGCUUUGAAAAUGGUCGGAGCGUGUGGCGAGAGAACGGACUUGCUUUGCCAGAACUGCGCGUCCCCCUAUUGAUGGGCAUUUGGGGCAGUGCAUUCUGUGCAACACUUUCUCACUACUAUCGGGAAAUCAGGCCGGUCAUGAAGAGUCUCACUGGUUUUGCAGGCAUCGACCAGAUGAUUGCCGAGCGAGACGAUGACCUUGUCAAAGUGCACCCCAUUGACCCCGCAACGAUCCCAAAUUUCGCAAUAGGUAUGCGCGGUCAGCUCCCACCAUCAUGUCCCGAAAGCAUCUUCCAGUCUACCCACCUUCAACUUAUGGACGCUGGUAUGAGUAACAACCUUCCAAUCUAUCCAUUGCUUCGACCCGGUCGAGACGUUGAUAUCAUAAUCGCUUUUGAUGCAUCUGCAGACGUCAAAACGGACAAUUGGCUACGUGUUGUCGAUGGAUAUGCAAGACAAAGAGGCAUCAAAGGCUGGCCACUCGGCGCUGGGUGGCCGCCUGCUGAGGAGUCAACAGCACAGGCGACGAAGGAACUAGAUGAGGCACAGUCUAGCACUGAAGCUGAGGCACGAGCCAAAGUAGAACAGGCGGCACGUGAGGAUGCGGCGAAGAGAAGCAACAAGAAGGACCUCGGCUACUGUAAUGUGUGGGUUGGAACGACAGAUGAACGGUAUACAGACAAAGAGUCCCCCACCUCGAAGCUUGUCGAAGAUGAUUUGGAGCUCAUGAGGCCAAAUGCCGGAAUCACGGUCAUCUACUAUCCUUUCUUGCCAAACAAGAAAGUUGAGGGUGUUGACCCGAAGACGUCGGACUAUCUUUCUACGUGGAACUUCAUCUACACGCCGGAGCAAAUCGAAAAGGUGGUGUCGCUCGCACGAGCCAACUUUGACGAAGGCCGCGAACAGACCAAGCGAGCGGUUAGAGCUGUUUAUGAACGCAAGAAGGCCAUGCGGCUAGCGAGGGAGGAAGAAGAGCGUGCGAGCAGACGCCAAAGAAAAAUGCGCUCUGGCACUUUGGGCAAAAGGCUCGGAGAGGGCGAUCACGCGGACCAAUUCAGUUAGGUACUGAUCCAGCAAUUCUGGAGCAGCCUAUAAUGUUAUCUCACAAGGGAGCACCAUUGCACUUAGUAAUAUGAGUCAUGAUAUACAUACUGGUUCCAAGAAGAACAGGAUUCGCGGCGGGAUUGGAACAAUCCUGGACCGAUUUAGAUUCAGAACUGCACAUAAAAAAAGGCAUGGUCUAUCACCGUACAUAUGUCGGAGGUAUUAUGGAGACAUUGUAAGUUCGCAUAGAUGAUGUGCUUUGAAAGAAAUAAAAAACAAUUUAAGGCCCCAUGGAGGGUUUCCACAAAUCUUUC